Castor canadensis (American beaver) is the source of this 525-nucleotide messenger RNA. Lineage: Eukaryota; Metazoa; Chordata; Mammalia; Rodentia; Castoridae. The record is from RefSeq and is a predicted model, not a curated record.
AUGGACACCAAGAUGCAGAGCCUUCCCACCACCCACACCCAGCCCCACAGCAGCUCUCGGCCUCAAAGCCACACCUGCAGCCAGUGCACCUGCAGCCUCCACUGCCAGGGCUGUAGCUGGGGCCGGAGCUGCAGCUCACCUGGCCGUCCGAGCUCCAGUGUGAGCCCCAGCCCGCCACCGAAGCCCCCCAGACAGACCACGCACUCCCAACUCUCUCCCCCACGGCCUGCUCAUUACAGCAGCUGCCCCAAGAACAAAAAGACCUUGGAAGGGAAGGUGAACAAGAAAAGGGCAGUCAGGAGGAACAAGCGGGUAUACCGAUCAAAGAGGCAGAGCACAGGUUGUGAUGAGCAGCGAAUUCAAACCAAGCAGAUUCCGAGUUUCCGAAGGGCUCUUCUGACAUCAAGACGAAGUGACCAGUACGACUUAAACGAAGCCCUGGUGCACAACGGUAGAAGGAGAGACAAGGCGGGAGCGGAACCACUUGAGAGCCUCACAGUAGAGGUGGCUGUGCCAGAGACAUGA